CUCUGGAUUCAUUUACAGCAAGUCUGGUGAAAGCGCUCCUCGCCUUCUCAUUGCACACAAAGGCGAGGAGCUCCUUAAAGGGACCUGCCUGCCUCUGCGAGCAGCUGACACCCGAGUCAGUGCGGGCGCAGCCAGCCAGUCUUUCCCCGAGAAUGAGUGGGGAGGGGUCCUGAGGCGCUCCCACGUCCUCCCUGUGCGAGGGAGGGAGGAAACUGACAGCCAGAGCGGAUGCAGACCCCCGGACCGCGGGGAGCGGCUUGCGAUUAGCUGCUUCUUGGGGUGCUCCGCGCGCCAGUGGAGCAUCCUGCCUGUGUCCAGAGGAUGCUGGCGGCGCAUCUUGCGGUAUGCCUGCGUUGAUUUGAGCCAGCGCCCAGAAGCGAGCCCGCAUUCAGACACAGCGCACAGGCUUCGGGCAAGGCUACGUGCCGUCACCAUGAAUGCUCAGCUCUAGGCUCUGCAAAAGCCUCCGACCACAUGGAUUUGGCUGUUUAAUCAACCGAGAUUACCGCCCGGGAAGAUUUGCAAGCCUGAUCCGCGCUCCAGCUGCUGUGACAACUUCGGGGUUGGCUGUUUACUUCUCUCGGUCUCCGGGACUCUGUCCUGCACCACAGCCUCUUCUGCCACUUUGCCGGCUCUAAAGUCAGCCUCCAGGUCUCCUCUGAAGGCGUCCCCAGGAAGCGGGGGCAAGGAGGGGUUAAAGGCGAGCAGAAGCCCUCCCAACUGCUCAGCCUCUCCUGCCUGCCUGUGUUCUGGGGUUCUGAGAGGGACCGCGCGCUGCCCGGGGAAGCAAUGCAAGUCUCCAUAGCCUGCACAGAGCACAAUCUGAAGAGCCGGAAUGGUGAGGACCGACUUCUGAGCAAGCAGAGCUCCACCGCCCCCAAUGUGGUGAGCGCAGCCCGGGCCAAAUUCCGCACGGUUGCUAUCAUCGCGCGCAGCCUGGGGACGUUCACCCCUCAGCAUCACAUUUCUCUCAAAGAGUCCACCGCAAAGCAGACUGGCAUGAAAUAUAGGAAUCUUGGAAAAUCGGGACUCAGAGUUUCUUGCUUGGGUCUUGGAACAUGGGUGACAUUCGGAGGCCAAAUUUCGGAUGAGGUCGCCGAACGGCUGAUGACGAUCGCCUAUGAAAGCGGGGUCAAUCUCUUUGAUACUGCCGAGGUCUACGCCGCUGGAAAGGCUGAAGUGAUUCUGGGGAGCAUCAUCAAGAAGAAAGGCUGGAGGAGAUCCAGCCUGGUCAUAACAACCAAACUCUACUGGGGUGGAAAAGCUGAAACAGAAAGAGGAUUGUCAAGAAAGCAUAUUAUUGAAGGAUUGAAGGGCUCUCUCCAGAGGCUACAACUGGAGUAUGUGGAUGUGGUCUUUGCAAAUCGACCAGACAGUAACACCCCCAUGGAAGAGAUUGUCCGAGCCAUGACGCAUGUGAUAAACCAAGGCAUGGCCAUGUACUGGGGUACCUCGCGGUGGAGUGCGAUGGAGAUCAUGGAAGCCUAUUCUGUAGCAAGACAAUUCAAUAUGAUCCCGCCAGUCUGUGAGCAAGCUGAGUACCAUCUUUUCCAGAGAGAGAAGGUGGAGGUUCAGCUACCGGAGCUCUACCAUAAAAUAGGGGUUGGUGCCAUGACAUGGUCUCCACUUGCCUGCGGAGUCAUCUCAGGAAAAUAUGGAAACGGGGUACCUGAAAGUUCCAGGGCUUCGCUGAAGUGCUACCAGUGGUUGAAGGAAAGAAUAGUCAGUGAAGAAGGGAGGAAACAGCAAAACAAGCUAAAAGACCUUUCCCCAAUUGCUGAGCGUCUGGGAUGCACACUACCUCAGCUAGCCGUUGCGUGGUGCCUGAGAAAUGAGGGUGUGAGUUCCGUGCUCCUGGGGUCGUCCACUCCUGAACAACUCAUCGAAAACCUCGGUGCCAUUCAGGUUCUCCCAAAAAUGACGUCACAUGUGGUAAAUGAGAUUGAUAACAUACUGCGCAACAAGCCCUAUAGCAAAAAGGACUAUAGGUCAUAAGGCAAUGCAUGAGCCACAGAAGCUGCAUGGUUAACAUAGCGGUCUGUACCCAGUACAGAACGGUGUUCCUAGCCAGUCUUUUGAAUCACUUAGCAGCCUGCUGCUCAACCUCUAGUGCCCCCGGAUUCUCUGAGGUGUCUGCUGUCGCUACCACUGUGCACCUGAAUUACGAGCACAUCUGAAAACUCACAACCAAGAAAAUCCAUUCUAUUUUCUUAUCUUGGACUGGAGUUACCUAUUCUUGCAUUGCUCUGUCCACCUCAUGCUUAUGCAAUGAAAAGUACAUGGGGCAGGGGAGGGCUGGAUUACCGUCAGGUAUUUGGUAACUUAAAGAAGGCUAUACAGAUAUAUUUUUUCAAAUGAACAAAAUCCACAGAUGCAAUGUGGAUUGCAUCUGAAAUGGAGUAGGAGAUCCUCACUCAGAAGUCUUGCUUGGAAGAAUAAGCAGAAACAAUUUUACACUUCCUUUCCUAUUUGCACAUACAUGUGAGAAAGUUUUGUUUCAUCUGCCACUCAAAAAACUAACAUUUCUAAGUAUUUGCCUUCACUAUCUUUCAAAUACUUAGUUGCUUGGUCCCCUCCAAAUGACCCUGUACAGCAAUUUACCAAGGGUGUCUAUUAGGAUUCUAAUGUCAUGUCCAUUUACAUGUAGAAACGGUAAAAAGAUAAAUGCCCCAAUCUUUACUUAGAAACAUGACUAAUUUAAGAAAGGGAAGGAUAUAUGGAAACUUAGCUUUGAAUGAAAUGUAAUGGAUCUGCAAUUAAAUGUUAAUUUUACCACAUUUUAUUAAAACCUGCUUUAUACUUUCAAAUGCUUGUAGGCAUAACUUCUGCAAGUUUAAAUACCGAGGCUUU
Tupaia belangeri chinensis (Chinese tree shrew) is the source of this 2850-nucleotide messenger RNA. RefSeq names its product potassium voltage-gated channel subfamily A regulatory beta subunit 1 (gene KCNAB1). Gene Ontology annotation, molecular function: voltage-gated potassium channel activity; potassium channel regulator activity; transmembrane transporter binding. The record is from RefSeq and is a predicted model, not a curated record. The coding region runs from base 790 to 1995 and encodes 401 amino acids. Gene Ontology annotation, biological process: transmembrane transport; potassium ion transport; regulation of potassium ion transmembrane transport. Gene Ontology annotation, cellular component: cytoplasm; membrane; juxtaparanode region of axon. The transcript has 14 exons. Lineage: Eukaryota; Metazoa; Chordata; Mammalia; Scandentia; Tupaiidae.